AUGAAGUCAUUCGCGAUUGCGACCGCCGUCCUUUCUCUUGUAUCUACAGCUUUUGGGGCAGACAAGAGUAACUUGACGAAACCACUUACCUCGAAUCACAUCCUUCCUUCAAAUUUCAAACCUCCGCAAGUCUUUAAAAAUGUCAAUUUGGUACACAAUAUCAACCUCGAAAAGAGUUAUCCAAAAGAAUCGAUAAAUGUGGUAAUUGAGAACGUUGCAAACGAGCCUCAGGAUGAAUACUACCUGCCAUUCACAUCGAGGCAGAUGGAGACAAUUGGAGCGUUAGAGGUUAAGGAUAAAAAGGAUGCCGACUCGGGGUUAUUCCAAGUACGAGCAGUAGAGUUUGACACAGAGAGUGAUACUCAAUUCUACCUGAUCAAGCUACCACAACCUCUCGCACCCAAAGCACAGCAAACAAUUGGCAUUUCAUAUGCUUACCUCUCAGCUUUGAACCCUCUUCCGAAUUCAAUCGCACAAAACGAGAACCAAUAUGUCGUUUAUGAAUUUUCCGCAUAUGCCCAGUCGUCAUACGUCACUUUGAAGCAAAAGACUGAAGUCAAACUUCCAACUACGAAUAUUCCAGAGCACACCAUUAUUCCAGGAACUAAUGGCGCACUCGAAUCACCACAAAAACAAGGUUCCAAGUACACAUAUGGUUCUUUUGGAGAGGUUCCAGCUGGAGCAAAAGAACCAGUUCGAGUUCGAUAUGAGUUCACCAAACCCCUCAUCCACAUCUCCAGAUUAGAGCGCGACAUUGAAGUCAGCCACUGGGGAGGAAAUGUUGCUUUCGAGGAACGCUACACUAUGACCAACCGUGCCGCCAACCUUUCUCAACCAUUCUCCCGUACUCUCUGGAAUCAAGCCUCAUACUAUGCCACCACUCCCACUUCUGCCAUCAAGGAGCUUAAAUUCCCUUUGAGGGUCGGAAGUUUGACACCAUACUUCACUGAUGUCAUCGGUAACGUCUCCACCUCCCGUUUCCGCAGCAACAGACGCGAAGCAAACCUCGAAAUUAAGCCCCGGUACCCAAUCUUCGGAGGCUGGAAUUAUCCUUUCCGUAUAGGUUGGGAUGCGGACGCCAAGAAAUUCUUGAGACAGUUGAGUGGAGGAGAGCAGUAUGUUCUUAAUGUUCCAUUCUUGGAAGGCCCAAAACAAGCCGAGGGAGUUGAAUAUGAGUUCGUCGAACUUCGUGUCAUUCUUCCCGAAGGAGCUGAGAACGUCCAAUUCUCCACCCUUGUCCCUACCACAUCCUCAACUAUCACCCUUCACAAAACCUUCAUGGAUACAAUCGGCCGCACAGCCCUCACUAUCCACUCCCACAACCUCGUCGACGAUCUCCGCGAUCACGAACUUAUCGUUACAUAUACCUAUCCACUCUUUGCCGGCUUCCGCAAACCCAUCGUUAUCUUCUGCAGUAUCUUGAGUUUAUUCGUCGCCGUGUGGGCUAUGGGAACUUUGAAUGUUAGUAUCAAGGGGAAGAAGGCUUGA
Sclerotinia borealis F-4128 is the source of this 1488-nucleotide messenger RNA. The record is from the annotation of a GenBank genome assembly. Lineage: Eukaryota; Fungi; Ascomycota; Leotiomycetes; Helotiales; Sclerotiniaceae.